Messenger RNA from Onychostruthus taczanowskii (white-rumped snowfinch), 2476 nucleotides. It is a transcript of the gene CISD1, whose product is annotated as CDGSH iron sulfur domain 1. NCBI's taxonomy places the organism in Eukaryota, Metazoa, Chordata, Aves, Passeriformes, Passeridae. Gene Ontology annotation, biological process: regulation of autophagy. Bases 16 to 612 code for a protein of 198 amino acids. The record is from RefSeq and is a predicted model, not a curated record. The transcript is spliced from 3 exons. Gene Ontology annotation, molecular function: 2 iron, 2 sulfur cluster binding. Gene Ontology annotation, cellular component: mitochondrial outer membrane; intracellular membrane-bounded organelle.
AGCCAGUGUCUGCACAUGGCGCACAGCGGUGCCCAACACUCGUUUUACAGCUGCGGAGGCCUCCCUGAGGGCCCUGUGCCGGCUGUCAGGCCGGUGACAGCCCCGUCCGCCCCUCCCUCCUGCUGUGCGCGGCGCCGUCCCGCACGUCCCGUAACCUCCACCUCUCCUCUGGCCCCUCGUCUUGCCGGGAGGCCUUUAAGGGGCGGCCCCGCCGCCAUCUUGGGCAGUGGCGCGUGCGCGGUGCGGAGCGGCAGCCGCAGCGAUGGGGCCGGGGCAGAACUGCGCCGUGAGGGGUAUGGCUGGCCGGGAGCUGGAGGUGAAUGGAUUGCUGCAGUCUCCGUAGCUGCUGGAGCAGCUGUUGUUGGAUAUCUAGCUUACAGAAAACUUUUUUGUAAAGGCAAAUGCUCCAAGGCAAUGGUGAAUCUUCAUAUCCAGAAGGACAACCCCAAGGUAGUCCAUGCCUUUGAUAUGGAAGAUCUGGGAGACAAGGCUGUGUACUGUCGUUGUUGGAGGUCUAAGAAGUUCCCACUGUGUGAUGGCUCUCACACAAAGCACAACGAGGAAACUGGUGACAACGUUGGGCCUCUCAUCAUCAAGAGGAAGGAGGCGUAGAGUGGACACUAGAAGCUACAGAAUCAAUGUCUGACAAAUCCUCUGUUCUCUUGUAAUUGGGGGGAAAAAUCCACAAAUUCUUUGUCAUAUCACUGAAGAUUUCACAAUGUAGUAGAUACAUCAGGCUUCAGCAUGUACAUUUUCUCUGAUGCUUGUUGUCUUUCAAUCACUACAAUGCAUAAUUUACUAAGUAGUCAUGGUUUAAUUUUUUUGUCCUGUAAAGUGUGUGUACCCUCUCACUGAGUGUGAAACUAAAAUGAGGCAUAGAAUGUACUUCAUCAGAAAUAGGUGUUAAAUUAUUUUCAAAUACAUGUGUAUCGAAAGGCAGAUAAUAAAAUCCUCGAGAGGUUCAGAGCUGGAUAGAUAUCCAUGUAAAAGGCAGUGGCAGGAGAGAAAUCACAGUGCCAUCUUAAUCUCUGAUUAUGCUGCAUUUUCUGCAGGUGUCACAUUUGUCCUGUUACACUACAGUGCUGUAUGGCUUCUAUAAAAGAACAAAUUCAAAUUCAAAAUUGCUAGCUAUGAACAGACAACAGAAAAGGCUUGAAAGUAAGAUGGGGCUAGAGGGCAACUUUGCCUUUGAUUUUACAGCAGCCUUGAAACUUGACCCUACUUCCAUUUGGUAUCAAGAAAACACUAUCCAAACUGCAGACCUGUAUUUAGAGUAGGAUUAGGGAAAUAGUCUCUAGAGAUUUCUUAAUAGAUGAAUGAAAUGACAAAGUGCUUCAAGAGUGGUGGGCAGGGGGAGUGGCAGGGUUGUUAUUGCUGUUGGAGAAAGCCUUAGUUUCACUUGCAUUCUUUCAGUGAAGCCAACUUCCCCAGACCACAGGAUGCUUCUGUGGGGUGGCUAUGCUGAUUAAUUCCAGAAGCUAAAAUAAAAACUAAAACCCCCACCUGUCAUCACCAUCUGCUUCACCAUUGCACUGGCUGGUUCUGGAAAGCUUUUCCCACUGAGAAGGGAGGAGGCAUACCUUUCUUAAUAUGUGGCCUUAGGCUCUAUGUGUCUUAAUUCCUGCCUCCUGCUAAUGUGGUUCAGCUGAUUUUACCAAAAAACCCAGGCAUGGAUGAAGAAAGGCUUUGAAAACAGAUAGAAACAAGAAGGGAGGGAAGGAUGAGGCAGAGAGAGCUCUUACCCUCCUUACCCAUGGCACUUGUCUUCUUGUUUGGCAUGGUUGCAUUAAUGGCUGUCAUGUUGGUUUCCUUAAAUAGCUUUGAUUUAUUAACGUGCGUGUAAGUACAAAGCAAAACCCAAAGAGUGGGGCAGCAGAGGGCACUUGUGUACUGAACCCAGUCCAUUAGUGUAACUGUGGCCUGCAUAAGAUUGAGCUCUGAAUGUCCUCGGACAGAAACUACCUCAGGGCUACACGAAAGGCCUUGUUAGGAAGCUGACGUUUUAGCCUGGACCCUUAAGGAUUCUUCAGAUGAUCAGGGCAGGAGAGGUUCUGUUUGUUUUAUUUUUUUAAGGAUGGUUGGUACAACUGUUAAAACUGAAGAUGUUUUGCAUAGUCUCUAUGUGAGGCUUUUAGAGGCUGAGGUCUUGGCCAGUUGGUCUGGAUUUGGGCAGAAGGCCCAGAAUGUAAAGAAGGAGGCACAGACAGAGAAAGGUGGAGUCAGACUAAGGGCACUACUGACCAAGAGACCUCUUGGCCUGAAAGAAGUUGCAGUCAAAUAAGUCAGUUUGUCUUUUCUGCCUGAGUGUAAAGACUUGAUAUUUUUUACUUUGCUGAGUACUAAUGCAUAUGGACAGUUGUUUUAACCUUAAAUUAUCAAAUACAUUUUAUCCAAAGCAAAGUAACUUCUGUAUUAUUAGAAUAUGACAGUGGAUAUUUCUGUAUUUUUGUCAAAUACACAUUUGAGCUCAUCUUAA